CGGACGAUUACGGCCGAAAUACCCCACUCUAUGCCCAGAGGCUGCGCCGCACGGUGUCUGGGUUGAUUCAGACUUGGAAUCAGUGAAACUGGCUCGCGACAUCUUGUGUCGUUGUCUUCGCGUGUGGUCAACAUCGUCAUUCUUGUUCGGAAUCCACGUUUCGGAAAGGAAAAGGCGGCUUUCGGAGUAUACUUUACCUUAUCGGAAGCGAGCGACCGGAAUAAUCACCUUGUGAACGUUAUAACCGGGAGAAUGGAUUUCGAAAAAGUGUACGAGAAGGCUCUCGAAGACAAGACUCUUCCGGGAUACGCACUGCUAGCUGGGGACAAGAAUGGCAAGAUACUGUACUCUGGAGCAAAGGGCGUGCAGUCGCUCAGAUCCGACUCAUCGCGGCCAUUCCAACUGGAUACGAUAUGUGCCAUCGCUUCGAUGACGAAGCUCAUGACCAGCGUGGCGGCUCUACAGUGCGUGGAGGCAGGUCUGUUGGAUCUGGACAAAUCUGUUUCCGACGUGUUUCCGGAGAUGGGCAAAUACGGCAUCAUCACCGGGUUCGAUGAUGAGAAGAAUGAGGCGACAACGGUGCCCAAUCAUACUCCAAUCACGCUUCGGAUGUUGCUGAGCCAUACGAAUGGCCAUGAGUAUGACUGGUUCAAUCCACUCCUCAUGAAAUGGCGUGCGAGUCGUGGUGAAGAGCCUUGGGUUGGUCCAACGGUCGAGCAAAAAUCCACUCUGCCCUUGAUCUUCGAGCCCGGUACCAGCUUCCGGUACGGCGCCGGUUCGGACUGGGCGGGUAAACUGGUCGAAAAGGUGACUGGAAAGACACUGGACGCGUACAUGUCGGAGAAGAUAUGGGAGCCUCUGGGUAUCAAGGAUAUCACUUUCUAUCCGAAGAAGCGGCCUGACAUGGAAGAUCGGAUGGCUACUAUCAGCACUCUCAACGAGCAAGGUGAAGGUCCUGCGGCCGAUGCUCCGGACUUUGAUAUCCUCUUCGGCGGAACAGACUGUCUCGGUGGUGGUGGCGCAUUCGCGAGCUCUAAAGACUACUUCACCUUCCUUCAGGCAGUCCUCCGCCGCGACUCCAUGCUCUUAGACGACGCUUCUUGGACCGAGCUUUUCAAGCCCCAGCUAAACGAGCAGUGCAAGAAAGCCUUCAACGAGUACAUCACUAGCUCGCCCUUGCACAAGCAGUACCUCGGCAUGUGUAUUCCGACCGACAUCGAGAAGACCUGGAGCUUUGCUGGCAUGAUUUGCGAGAAAGGGCAGGAAGGACGGAUGAGCGAUCGAACGAUCUUCUGGGGAGGAGUGCCGAGCAUGGCAUGGUACCUUGACUUCGGGGCGGGGCUCUGCGGUGUCGCUGCUUGCCAGAUCAUCCCACCGAUGUCGCCAUCCAUAAUGGCUCUACACGAGCAGUUUCAACGCGGCAUAUACCAGAGCUUCGGGCCGAAGAAGAAAUGAACGAACAGUAUACGUUGGGCUGAUGAGGUGACUGGUUUAGCUUGACAGCAGUAGGAACGGCCUGUUGGCGAUCAAAGAUUUGACGCUCUUUGCUGUAUGCACCGCGUUUAGGAACACCUUAACGAAAUACUGAGGCUUGCUAGCCUAUUAACAGGUUCUAGAAAGAGUGUAUCCAAGAAACAAAACAGUAUCACGUGGCGACACGUUUUCUAAG
Molecule: messenger RNA, 1669 nt
Organism: Trematosphaeria pertusa
Lineage: Eukaryota; Fungi; Ascomycota; Dothideomycetes; Pleosporales; Trematosphaeriaceae
Product: beta-lactamase/transpeptidase-like protein
Exons: 4
Coding region: 253-1455 (400 amino acids)
Source: RefSeq, a predicted model, not a curated record